AUGUCUUACACUACCCCAAUUGAUGACUACUGUGAUGCAUGGCAGGCGGACUAUACCAUCAUCCCCAACACCCAACCCAACACAUCACGAAAACAGUUUUACACCAAAGUUCAGGUUGAAUUUACCUAUCCAGUACUUGCCCAUGAAGAAGAUGAAGAAUACGAAGAAGAUUCUCUGCUACUCAACAAUGGCGUAGAGGGUAUCAAUCACGUUAUGGAGUUUUGGAUACCAGAGAACGAACUUGUCUCUAACUCUUCUCAGUCCACCAUAUCCUCCAUGCUUUCUCAGGUGGGAGUCCCAUUAGAGAGACAACCAUUCAUGAUUCAUCGUAUCUCUGAUUGUGCUCAAAAGAUGGCUUCUGCGGUACAUAACUUGGGUCGCAAGGUACUGCCUAUGAUGGUUGAUAUUAGUGUGGUGGUAGAUAAUGGGCAGUAUGAGGAAGAUGAUGCAGAAAUUAGGGUUUUAAGGCAAUCCAUGGAAGGUGUAGAAUGA
Messenger RNA from Ilex paraguariensis (yerba mate), 492 nucleotides. The record is from the annotation of a GenBank genome assembly. NCBI's taxonomy places the organism in Eukaryota, Viridiplantae, Streptophyta, Magnoliopsida, Aquifoliales, Aquifoliaceae.